UAUCUAUGAAAAUCCCAGCAGGUAUUACAGCAUAUUCUCUGAUUGUGUAACCCGAGGAGGGGCCUGUCCCUCCAUCACCACUGUUUACCAUGGUCAGAUAGGCCUAUGUUACUGUUCCAUAGUAUAUAAAUCACGAUCCCUAUUUGUUCAACUCACGAAUGUUUUUCAUUCGUGGCGCAUAUUGAUGUUUAAAAAUAUAUAAACAAAAUUGUUGAAAGUCUCUUUUUACAAGAGAUGUAAAGGUUAGAUUUAAGAGUGAGUGGAAUGAUUUUUUAAACAUUCAACUGAAGUCUCAAAACAGAGGCUAAUGCUAGGCCAUAUAUACAAUCCCAAUUUGACUGCAUUUUUGCAAGCCUCUGAACAUGUUGUGAUAGGGGUGUCUAUGGCUAACCUCUUGUGGAAUAAUACAGUUCGAGACAUCUGCCUCGUUCAUUUGCGGUUUGCAGACACGAUCUUGUGCUCAGUUGGGUUUGGACCUGGAUGAGCUGUGUGCUGACAGGAAAUCUCAUCCAUCCUCCUCUCGGUGAUUCUAUCUGGUGAUCAGGGCGGGCUUACGCUGCGACACACAGUGUGGUCGGUAGCUCGAUUGUGUGUGUGUGUGUGUGUGUGCAUCAUCAUCUCCGCUCCAGUCCCAGCAUCUCUAUCCUCCAUCUGCAAGUGCUGCCCAUGAUCUACAGCUUUCAUAAUGACCUAUGGGCUAUGCAUUAGUUGAGUGGCGUCGGCUCGUUAUUGUCCGCUGUGGCUGCGCGUAUUGAGGUGGAGAGAACCGUGUAGCUACCUCUGCUGCAUUGGCAUCACCGCAGAGUGUUUGGGGGACUGCUCGUCCAUUCAUUCGGGUGUGUUCUGCUUGUGACAGCUACCAUGGCCAAAACACUUGCAUCAUCCAGUGCAAUAACAGGUGAAAAGAUGGCGUCGCAGUCUGUCACUCUGCUUCCUGACGAGAAAUCUCCGACAAACGGUCACAGCUCUCCAGCCCAAAUUGGAAAAAAUUCUCCAUCUACCACAGAGAAGAAGCCACACAUAAACGGACACGCAUCCCCUUCACACUUAGCAGCUAACACGAGUAACAACCAUGCAGGUAAACAAAUUGUGGAGGGUUAUACGAAGACAGACGACAGGAUGCGAUUAGCCAAAGAGAGACGUGAGGAGAGAGAGAGAAGCCUGGCAGCCAGGGAGCAACUGAUCAGGGAGAAGGAGCGCAGAGCUCAGCUGCAGUAUGAACGCACAGUGGAGGAACGCUGGAGGCGGCUGGAGGAGCAGAGGCAGAAAGAGGAGCUCCGCAGGGCUGCGGUAGAGGAGAAGAGGAGGCAGCAGCUCGAAGAAGAGAGGGAGCGUCUGGAGGCCCUGAUGAAACGCUCUCUGGAGCGAAGCCUCCAGCUGGAGCAGAGGAGCAAACGCUGGAGCAGGGGCUGCCCUACAGGAGCAGGUGACAGUGAGAAUACCGCACUCCCUUUCUCUGCUGCCUCCGUCUUUUCCCAUGGCAUUGCUUCCCCCCUUCCUGCUGUCAGCGAAUCUGCGCCCUGCAGCCCUCACAGGUUGCCUUUCUGCGGCUCACUGAAUCCUGCAGAUCACAGCAGAGUUGGACUUCAGGGAGGCUCUCAGUCCACGCCCAAUACCCCCAAGAAAGAGCGGCUGCGCAGAGAGAGAACUGCAUCCCCAGGUUAUGGAUCUCCUAUUAGAAGAUCAGAAUCCCCCGCUAGUGUCACCAAGCACUUGGUUUCCCCAACAACAUCCAAGCUGGCAUCUAAGGUGCGUGCCCAGUCUCCAAACAAUGCACAUCACUACCAUUACUCUCCUACAAGACCUCAUCCAAACCUGGCAAGUGCUGACAAGAAGGUGGAAAAACACAGUGAACAAUCCAAAGCUGAGACCACAGUUAAAAAGAAUGCCAACAUUAACAGCACAAAUCCAUCUUCACAAGCUGAGAAGAAUGUGGUCAGUGUUGACAGCACUGAAACAAAAUCAUCAAAGGGUGAAGCUUUUAGCAAGCAUCUCAAAGGCGACACAUCUGAAACAAAGCAGUCCCCUGACAGAAAGAACGACAUGUCACCCAAAAUGAAUUCCUCAGAGAAGAAGAUGCAGAGCAACGCUCCCAACGGAGACAAGAAAACAGAGCCAGCACCACACGUGUCCACAGGGAACGUGGCAGCUGGCACAACAAAUGCAGAGGAGGCUACUAGGGUGCUGGGUGAGCGUCGGCGUCAGGCUCGAGCUCAGAAAGAACUGGAGGAGAAGAAACAGGAACAACAAGAAGAGGAAAGACCCAAGGAAGAGCAGCUAAGGAAGCAACUCGCACAGGAGCAGCAACAGCAAGAGGCAAAGAUUCAACAAGCAAAGGAAAAGGGGAAGAAUGAGGAAGAUCCGCACAGGCUGAAACACGAAGACAAACAGAGGAAGGAGCAGCAGCAGGAGAAGGAGUUACCGAGUCACACAGAUAAAGAGAGAGAAAAACUCAAAGCUCAAGAGGAUGCAGAGCGUCAGCGGCAAGAUAGAGAGCUGCAGGUGCAACACGAAGACGAGGAGAGGCAACUAAGAAAAAAGAGAAUUGAGGAGAUAAUGAAGAGAACUAGGAAGGGUGAAGCUGACUUGAAGAAGGAGGAGCAGGUGGAGACAAAAUCCGUCUCACCACCAGGGGAUGUAAAGACUAUUCAAACUAAAGCUCAGGUGAAUCAAGCGUCCAAAAAGCUUGAGUUUCAGGUUAAAGAGCAGGUCCAGAUCAACACAAAGGGAUGUGUCUUAGUAAAGAAGGAAGCAGCCGCAGCACAAACGGACAAUCAGAAGAGUAUGCAAAUUAAAAACUACACUCAUCAAGUGGCAUCAGUACACAAUGUUCCUGACAAGAGAUCAGACACCAAGCAAACCAGUGAAGAGCAUGGCAAGCAACUUAACAAAGAAGCCAAAGCCUGUGUUCUUAAACAACAGGGAAGAGAGGGGGAGGUGAAUGUAAACAAGCAGCACAAAGCAACUGUUAGAGCCACAGACCAAAUAAAUAAAGAGCCAACAAAAUCUACAGCAGAUGCCAAAGUCAACCAAAGGGAGGGUGGUUUGAUGAAUGGAGCAGCGAAGGCUGACAGAAGUGCCUUGAGAAGUAGCCGUCUAACUGCUGAGGUAAGCAAACAGCAAAGCCUGCAUAUGUCACCAGCUGAGGGACAGGCUAAAGGUGGGUCUCAGGUGGAGGUCAUUCAGCCCUCAGUGACACCCCUGUCGGUGGGAUGCCUGUCACUCCCAGUCAUCAAACUGGAGCCACUAGAUGUGAAGGGAACUUGUGAUGAGGUGCAGUCCAUGGAGGUCAGCCCAGCUUCAAAGGAGGAUCUAAUUUCAAUCCCAGAGUUCUCACCAGUCAACGAAAUCCAGCACAGCGGCACGAGUAACACCCAUGCUCUUGAAGACCUGAUGGAUCUGACAGGCAGCGCCACCUGCCUCAAACUGUCCUCUGAGAGCAACAUAGGUGACUGCAACAAAAAUCUCAUUGAGGGUAUUGUUAGUCCCAUGUCAGACUCAAAGCUCACUGGGCUGUCGCCUCUGUCCUCAAAUAAACUUAGCUUCUAGUAAUCUACUAAACUGUCUCUCUCUCGCCCCCUCUCGCUUGCCUACUUACAAACGUCAACUCACAGGAUGUCACAGUUUGAAUGUGUGUCCCUGUGUCUAUUUACGGGAAUAGAGCCAUAGAGACUGAUUUGAAAAGAACAAUGUAAACUGUGACUUUCAAUAUAAGCAUCAUGUUCAUAUGGUCUAAUCACAAAGAUUUUGUUUAAUCUAUAGUUCUAGUGUGUGUGCAAGAUGAGCACGUGUGAAGGAGAGUCAGGUGUCAGACAUGUGAAAUGAUAACAAAAAAGGCAAACAUCAGGGGUUUGAAUAUUAUAAACCUUUAGAAAACACACUAUUGCUGAUGUACAGUAGCUUGGUAGGAAUCUGUCACUUUCCCUGCACAGAUUCCUCACUGAGUCCCAGUUCAGUCCCAUUAUUGGACCGUUGAUGACUGUGUUUGUACUUCUACCUUUCCACAUGUUCUAUUCAGCCUUUAAAUCAAAUUCAGUGUUUUGCUGGGAAAGGCAAGAUCAUUUCAUUUUCAUGACAGCCUAAUUUUUAAUACUUCCACACUGUUCUUUCUAGGUUAUAUAUUUCUUGCAUGUACUGAUAAUUGAUUUAGGUGGAAUUUAAUAGAUUGAUCUGGGAAACUAAAGUCCAGCAGGAGUCUCACUGCACUCCUUCACUAUUCCUUACCCACUGAGAUCUGAACAUAGGAUUGUUAAUUAACAUUGUCUUCUCUUCUCAGUGAGAUGGCUGUUCUUUUUUUUUUAUCUUUAACUGGGACUUUCUAACUGCAUGUGUGUGAGAACGAUAAGCCCAAAGCUUGAAUAUUACUACACAUAAAAAUAAAAGAAAUCAUGGCAUUAACUCAAACAAUGAUAUAUUUUCACAUAUUUGUGGGAAACUAGAGGAAGUUGAAAUGAUGCUGCUUGCUGUUAAACCUUUUCUCUUUCCACCAUGUUGUACUCUACGGUCCUGUCUAGUGGACUCCUUUAUUCAUUUCUUGAGAUAUUCAUAGUCACUAACAAUUGCAUUUAUUUCAAUUUCAGUAGAGAUGCCUUAUGAGGGUCUGAUGUGUUAUGUUAUUCAGGCUGUGUAUGCUUAUCCUUUUUGUUUGGCCACUAGGAUUGGUGUGUGUGACCUGUAAUACUUGAGCCUCAGUUUGAAAUAUAAUCUCUGCCAUGUUGCAAACAGUUAUGUCAACACCUCCUACACAUCGGCAUGUUACUUAUAAAGUGACAUUUAGAUUUGUGUUCCUGAGAUAAUGCAUAGCCUAGUAAGCUUUUUUGAACUGCUAUAAGUGAAGUAAUCAUUUAGUAACAUACAGUAUUUGAAAGUUAGGAUUUGCUGGCUAGGCUAGAAUUCACUAAAAGUACUUUUUAUUCAAAGAUGAUUAAUUUUAAGGAAAAGGAAAUGUGUGUAAGGAAAUUAUAUAAACAAAAAGUAUUCAGAUCUGCAUAUACUCAUAUUUCACUCUAUCACAGUCAGCUUACUGUAACUCUUUAGGUUAUGUAAUUCUGUAGCCAUUGUACAUGGAAUCAGAAACAAUAAAAUGUGA
Messenger RNA from Monopterus albus (swamp eel), 5089 nucleotides. It is a transcript of the gene map7d2a, whose product is annotated as MAP7 domain containing 2a. Gene Ontology annotation, cellular component: microtubule cytoskeleton. Bases 862 to 3549 code for a protein of 895 amino acids. Gene Ontology annotation, biological process: microtubule cytoskeleton organization. Lineage: Eukaryota; Metazoa; Chordata; Actinopteri; Synbranchiformes; Synbranchidae. The transcript is spliced from 17 exons. The record is from RefSeq and is a predicted model, not a curated record.